Messenger RNA from Anastrepha ludens (Mexican fruit fly), 1659 nucleotides. Its product is annotated as SREBP regulating gene protein. Bases 287 to 934 code for a protein of 215 amino acids. The transcript is spliced from 2 exons. Lineage: Eukaryota; Metazoa; Arthropoda; Insecta; Diptera; Tephritidae. Gene Ontology annotation, biological process: positive regulation of SREBP signaling pathway. The record is from RefSeq and is a predicted model, not a curated record.
UUGUUUUGUUGUAUCACAGUAAACCCGCAUUCCUACAUGAAACUAAAAUUAAUAAAUUUCACAUUGUCGCGUUGAUUUCUGAUAUUUUGUAUACCAAUACAACCAACAAAUUCUAUUUACAAUGUUUUGAAAUACGUCGGACAUUGUCGUUGAAGUACACGCGAAUGGGCGAUUAAGUUGAAGGAAACCCCGAAAGACGUACAAACAUUUGCGCCGCUAUGACUACAAUCUCGCCAGCUAGCGUGCCAGCAGUCAACACCACGUUGCAUUAAGAGACCAAAGGACAAUGUGGCCACGAUUUCUUGGCCGACGUAUACUCUACAUAACCAUCACAUUACUUGCCGUAAUAUAUUUACUAACGAAUUUACUUAAGCAUGGCGGUCUUAGCGCACUGCAUGCGGACAAUAUGCUCACCGUUCAACGCACACGUCCGCUUAUCUGGCGCACACUACAGGAACACUUACUGCCUGACGAACCUCAGAAUCGCACCAACGAUCCCGACGUGCAUUGCCGCAACUCAGUGCAGGGCCGCGAUUUACUCGUCGAUGAUCGUGGCUUUCUCUGCCGUCGCGAACAUUUGUUGCUGCCCAGCAAUUGCUGUGAUGUGGAAGUGCCUGAAACACAAUAUUACACAUGCGAUACAUGUAAUACAACAACACAUUGCUGUGACAUAUACGAAUACUGUGUGUCUUGCUGCCUGCAUCCGACGAAACGAACACUAUUGGAGCUAGUGCUACGUACUACUACCGGCCGACAGGCAGCUGUAUACGCGCGAGUGGAGGAUCAUUUCGAAUUGUGUUUGGUUAAGUGUCGCACAAAUUCGCACUCUGUGGCACACGAAAACAAAUAUCGCGAUGGUAUGCCUAAAUAUUGUUAUGGGCAGACAGAAGCACACGAAUCGCAGCGUGAAGUAUCAGUUAGUGUGGCACGAUGAUUAAGCAGCUCUCAAUUAUCCUAAAGAAAAAAAGAGGCGAAUGCGGUAAAUGAAAAAAAAAAAAAUUACGCAUAGUGAUGGCCAACGACUGAUUCGUUUCGUAACUCGAUACUGCUUAAUCUACAUAAGAGCAAACGCUCGUUCAGGGUAAAUUGAUAAUGGACAUUCAGGCGAAAACAUUACUGUCAUCGUUAAUUAUUGGCAACUUUGGUCGCUGAGGUUUUAGGGUUUGGUAGUGGCCAAAAUGAAAUACAGAGCGCAAGUGAGCUUUUAUUGGAUUGCGAUUAUAGCGAGUUUAGUCUCAGUGCCCCUAAUAUUAACUUAUUUAAGUUAAUUUCUAACAAUGGUUUGUAUGAAAUUAUAUUUUAUGUUCGAAUGAAGAAAUGUAUGUAGUAUAUUUAAGUAGUGGUAUUUGUAUGCAUGGAGAAUUGUUUGAAAAUGCUGUAUAUCUCGAUUAAAUUACAAAAUUACAAUUUGUAGAAAAGCUAACUAGAAUGGGGUUCUUCAGGAGCAAAACGUAUCAUGACCGAACAAAUUUAAGUAUUAAUGUAGAACUAAACAUUACAAUAAUUUUAAGUUUAUAUCUUGUAAAUUAUGGACCAGACAUAUAGAUUUAAAAUUGUUAGAUUUCGUAAACUUCUCGAGUAAUACUCUACUAUUUUGAUUAGCAAAAGUAAAAAACACUAAUAUUAAUCAAUUAAUAAACUUAAAUCUAACUUUUUAUA